GGGCCAGAGGCUGACCGCUGCCCUUUUGCAACAGAUGACCGGACCCAGACCCUUCCCGAUGGCGUCCCAAAAGGACUGAGCAGGCCAGCAUGCUCUUCCUCUUCCUCACUUCCUGGGCUCUUCUUCCUCUUCUUCUUCUUCUUCCCAAAGGGUCCGCCAUCUAUCAAAGGCCCACCAGGAACCCCGCCCCGGCUGCUCCGCUGCUGCUCCGCUUCCUCCGCCCGCCGACCACCCCGUGGGUGAGGGUCCGCCGGGGGUCAGUGGCGCUGCUGCCCUGCCUGCUGGCGGCCGAUCUGCCCCCGGGAGGAAGGGUGCGCUGGAGCCGGGUGGAGGCUGCGGCCUUCCUAGAGGUGGUCAUCCUGGUCUGGGACGGGGUCCGGCACAAGACCUACGGGCCACUGGGCAGCCGGGCCCGGCUUGCGGGAAGGGACCCCCGGGAUGCCUCGCUGACCCUCGGGCCGGUGGUCCUGGAGGACGAGGGGCGGUUCCGGUGCCAAGUGGUCAGCGGCCUGGAGGACGAGAGCAUCGCCCUGGACCUCCAGCUGGAAGGUGUGGUCUUCCCUUACCAAUCCAGCGAGGGCCGCUAUAAAUUCAACUAUUUGGAUGCCAAGAAGGCCUGCCAGGAGCAGGACGCCCGCCUGGCCACCUACGAGCAGCUCCAUAAAGGCUGGAGCGAAGGGCUGGACUGGUGCAACGCGGGGUGGGUCCUGGAGGGGGGCGUCCACUACCCCAUCGUCCGGCCCCGAGAGCCCUGUGGGGGGCGCUCCCUCCCCCCAGGGAUCCGUACCUACGCCCACCGGGACCCCCAGCGGGACCGCUUCGAUGCCUUCUGCUUCACCUCCGCCGUCACAGGCCGUGUCUCCUUCAUCCGUGGCCACUUCACCUUCCGGGAGGCGUCCCAGGCCUGUGGUGCGGAGGGAGGGGGGGCUUCCUUGGCCAAAGUGGGGCAGCUCCUGGGGGCCGGCCACUUCCCCGCUUCUUCCUCUUCCCGCCUGGACGCCUGCAAAGCGGGGUGGCUCCAGGACGGCAGCGUCCGCUUCCCCCUCGUCGUCGCCACGGAGACACGGCCCCCCCAUUGCGGGGGUGUCCACGACCCCGCCCUGCGCGGCUUCGGCUUCCCCAGCAGACUGCGCAGGAAGUAUGGCGCCUACUGCUUCCACCCCAAGUAG
This is a messenger RNA of Anolis sagrei ordinatus, 1169 nucleotides long. NCBI's taxonomy places the organism in Eukaryota, Metazoa, Chordata, Lepidosauria, Squamata, Anolidae. The record is from RefSeq and is a predicted model, not a curated record.